Molecule: messenger RNA, 1682 nt
Organism: Nymphaea colorata (pocket water lily)
Lineage: Eukaryota; Viridiplantae; Streptophyta; Magnoliopsida; Nymphaeales; Nymphaeaceae
Product: deSI-like protein At4g17486
Exons: 5
Coding region: 441-1205 (254 amino acids)
Biological process (GO): protein deubiquitination
Molecular function (GO): deubiquitinase activity
Source: RefSeq, a predicted model, not a curated record
AGUGGUGGGGGUGGGGAGGCAGGGGGUUGAGGUGACGGAGGAUUUAGCGUGGGAUUGACGGAUUCCGCCAGCGCCAUCGGCGCCGUUAAACGUUCGGUCUGCUCUUCAUUUCCCUCCAAAUCCUGUGCCUGAGAGAAAGAGAUUUGAGAGGGAGGAAGAGCGAGUGACAGACAGAGAGCGCUUCGGGAGAGGUGCUUUGUCUGGUUUCCGGUUUUCCGCCUUCUUUUACUCCCUUCCCGCUAGGAAAGGGUGGCAAUGCUGGUGCUGCCAUCCUGAGUCCGACAGCCGCCGCCUGCUUCUGGUCGCUUUCGACUUCGACAAUGGAGGGUUUCUUCUUCCAUGGCUCUGCUGCUGCUAGUCUUCUCCUUCCAGCAGGCUGGAUGUAGCACCUGUUUCAGUUGAUUACCUCUGCAGUCGGAGAUAACUCAAUUAGUACAAUCAUGAAGCUCACAUCGAAAAAGGGACUAAACGGUAUAUUGCCUCUUCGGCUGAGAGGAAAGUCGGCAGCUCGAUUUUGCAUGUUCUCCAAAGUACAAUCAUCGAGUGUGGACUCUGGAAAUGCACCGGUUUAUCUGAACGUGUAUGAUUUGACACCCAUGAACGGCUAUGUAUACUGGGCAGGCCUUGGAAUUUUUCAUUCUGGAGUGGAAGUUCAUGGAGUGGAGUAUGCAUUUGGGGCACAUGAUUAUCCAACUAGUGGGGUUUUUGAAGUCGAACCUCGACAAUGUCCAGGAUUUAAGUUUAGGAAAUCCAUUUUGGUUGGCACGACAUGUUUGGAUCCAGCUCAAGUACGAGAAUUUAUGGAGCGUCACUCUGUAAAUUACCAUGGUGAUACAUAUCAUUUAAUUGUCAAGAACUGCAAUCACUUCUGCAAAGAUGUCUGCUAUAGGUUGACUGGGAAAUCGAUUCCAAAAUGGGUGAAUCGACUGGCCAGAAUAGGGUCGCUAUGCAACUUCCUGUUGCCUGAGGGUCUUAAGGUUUCGGCUGUACGGCAUGAUCCUGAUUAUCAAAAUUGCGACGUUGAGAAGAGGAGACUAAGAACUGCAUUCAGCUGCUUGUCAUCAAUUUCAAUAAGACAGAGGCACUUGUCUGCAUCAUCUCCAUUCCUAAAUUCACCCUUCAGUGGGAGCCUGCCACCAUGGGAAUUGAGAAGGUCCAACAACAACUCUUUGAAGGAAAGGCAGCGGGCUCUAGGAUCUUGCUGAACCUGUGGAACCUUAUUGGAUAAGCUGCUGAAUAUUGGUUUCUGGGAAUACGAGGCAGUGGUGAUGACGUUAUUGGGUGUAGAUAAGCUGGCUGCAUGUGGAAUCAGUCCUGGUAUAAUGAAGUUGGUAACAACAAUGAUGGACUAAAUCUAACCCCUCAAAAAGCGGCUGUUUUAAAGCUGUAAUGAAACAUAUGUAGGUCCAUUUCCCUCCAAAAGACGACUGGAAAGAAGGAAAAUCUUCUCGCGUCAACGUGCGUUGGCCUGCCUACGCUAUUCUUGUUGAGACUACAAAAAUUUGAGUUCCUUGAGUGCUUGUGGUGGCUAACAAAGUAAUGACCGGGUGGACAUCUUUUGUUUGUAAUUUUGUUAUCAAUGACUACUAUUGGCACAGUUGAUAUAAUAUAUUGGCCGAAAACAAGUGCCAGAACAGAAUUUAUGUGGUUCUAAUGAAUUUGGUUUCUGUACCAUUAAACAA